AUGCCCGACGGGUCUGGUCAGGGCGGUGGGAACGUUCAAUCCCGCAUUGUCGGGUACUAUGAAGCCUGGAAAGUUGAUGAUGUCUGUGCCGCCGUGAAUCUUGGCAUGAAAAACAUCCCGCUCGGGUCUCUUACUCACUUGAUCGUGUCGUUUGGGUACAUUACUCCCGACGACUUCAACAUAAAACCGAUGCCGGGAGUGUCAGGCGACACCCUCUCCGGAUUCACCGGCAUAAAAUCGGACAAUCCCAGCACAAAAAUCAUGAUCUCACUGGGCGGGUGGUCGUUCACAGACAAUGGAACAGACACACAAGAAGUCUUCACCAACGUGGUCAGCUCGCACAGUAAUCGCGAGAAAUUCAUCACCAACCUUCUAGGCUUCCUCUCGCACUAUGCAUUUGAUGGUGUCGACUUCGACUGGGAAUAUCCUGGUGCUCCAGACAGGGGCGGUCAUGAUGGCGAUGCUGAAGGCUACCUCCAAUUGCUUUCUGAGCUCCGGGUAGCCAUGGAUUUGGCAGGCGUUGACUAUGUCGUCUCCUUUACGGUUCCCACGUCAUACUAUUAUCUCUCAAAUUAUGGAACUCCUGUAGACUCGGUCUUUGGUAAUAUCUUGAAAAAGAUGACCACGUAUGCAGACAUGGUCAAUGUCAUGUCGUACGACUUGCACGGUACCUGGGAUGGUCCAAAGGACCAGAUCGGCAGCAUCGUUCUUGCACAUACGAAUCUGACCGAGAUCCAGCUAGCCUUUGACCUAUUCUGGCGAAAUGACAUCGACCCGGCAAAGCUGAACCUCGGGGUCGGUUUCUACGGCCGAAGCUACCAGCUCUCCAACCCGUCUUGCUCCCAGCCUGGGUGCCCCUUCGCCGGCGGGGCAGACGCCGGUCCCUGUACUCAAACUUCUGGAAUCCUUUCAUACAAGGAAAUCAUGAACAUCAUUGAUCAGAACUCCAUCACACCGAUAUGGGACGAAACAGAUGCUGUCAAGUAUAUCACCUGGGAUAACGACCAGUGGGUCAGCUUCGAUGACCAAGAGACAUUCCAGCAAAAGGUCAAGUGGGCUAAUGCGAAUGGCAUUGGCGGGUUGUCCAUUUGGGCUAUAGAUCAGGAUACCGAUGACCUUCAAGCCCUCCAAGGCCUGCUGUAUCCCAAGUCGCUGAACGCUUUUUAUGACAACACUACCGAUGCCAGCCAUUGGCAACAGGUGCAAAGUGGACAAUGGGCUAAUGGCGGGCACUCUACAGGUCGCUUGACGGAUUGUAACAACAGUCCCUACCAGGCGGACAAAUGCCAUUGGCAGGGCAAGCCAGGAAGUUGUUAUAACAAUGUCUGCGCGUUCGACACCGAGGUGCAGCUGGCGCAGUCGUACGAUGGAGGUGGCGACAAUUGCGGCAUUCAGUUGAGCAGAGACCGUGUUUUCUGCUGUACUGCGCCUGGAGGCGUCCAACCUUUCUUGCCUGUCCCGCUCGAAUACUUGUUCAAGGAUCCACCGACAGGCGACAACGUCGACGCAGAUUUCAAACUGAGUGUUGAUGACACCUGGGGCGGCACCAAGGUAGAAGGCGACGAUGACACGCCCAACGAUGCCGCAUUUGGCUUCUUUGUCAUGACGUCCCCGGAGGAGAUACAGGUUUCUCUGAAGAAGCGGGACGGUGCGCACUGGGAGGUUUUCGACUGCGACGAUGCCGUAAGCGAAGAGGUUCAGACGGUUCGCAUGUUUUGCAAUGAUGACUCGCCGGGUUCCAACUGUCACAAGAUAUACCUCGGACACGGCGUUCCGGGAACCAUCCUCGAGAUGCCAAAAGGCUGUGGUCCAGGUCCAUAUGCCGUCGCGAUUGACAUGGUCGUGUCCGAGCAUCAAACCAUUCCCGGCCACAUCGAGAAGCGCACCACGGAGCCAAACCCUGUUGUGUAUGAUCUGACUUUUGACUACGAUUUCCGUAGAGUACCGAGGGAUCUCGGCGACACGCAAUGGCGACUAGACUAUAGCAAUGAGGAGGGAUAUUGGGAUGCUGUUGUCGAUAGCCCUGGUCAGACCAGGCGGAAGCGAUCCUUCCCCGACUCUGGGCUGAAAGGUACACCCGGCAGUCACAAGCGCUGGCUGGAGGACUCGUGGCAUGAUGACAUGAAGGACCACCGUGCAGGAUUGAUGUCUCGCGAGGAGCUUCAUGCGAGAUGGUUUGGGAGCGAUGCUAUCGAGUGGCUGAAGGGCCUCUUCACCGUUGCGGUCGAGGCGCCGGCGAUCACGCACCAGAUCUCCGAGACGUUGAAUGUCAUCCUGCUAGAUGAGUCGUACCAGUGUACCAUCGCCGGAAUCGACACUGCUGCCAAGCUCCUGGUCCAGGCAUCUACCAGCGUCCAAAUCGACACGUCCUUUGGGUUGACCAUCGUCGCUACCCUGGGCAUACCCCCAGACCUGAGCCAAUCGUACAUGUACUUCAAAAACUCGGGCGAGGUCACCGCGCUCUUCACUAUCGAGGCGCUGGUCAGUGCCAAAUAUGAUACGCAUGACAUCGAGCUCUUCGGCCUGGAGAACUUUGGCGCUACCUUCUCCAUCCCAGGCAUUCUCACCGUCGGACCGAACUUCAAGAUCUAUGGAAGCGUCAAUUUCGACCUGGCCCUAAGCGGCAAAUUCCAGGCACAUGUAACCCUGGCCAAAUGGGAUACACAGCUCGGCUUCCCGGAGCUCGACAGUGAUGAUGAUCCGCAGGACAUUACCGACCCCAAUACAGACGGUACUCAGGAGAUCGGCAAGCCUGCAAUCGACUGGAGCAUCGACGCCAACGGACAGAUUACGGCACACAUCAAGCCGACCAUCAGCUUCGGCAUCGAAUUCAACAAGGCCUUCAUCAGUAUUGAUCCCGCCACGGUCAACAUCGUCGCCGACGGUUGGGUCCAGGCCUACGCUUCUGCGUCGUACGGAUCGUUCGAUCAGAGCUUCUGCUACGGUUCCAAUGCGGCCACCGAGCUAUAUGCCCAGAUCAACGUGCCCAAAUCCAUGGGAUGGCUGCUCCCUGGGGGCCAAUCCAAAUAUCCGAUCUGGACAUCGCCAACGUACGCCAUCAUCCCCCAGACAUGCUCCAGCUCGGAGCCCAACACCCGGCGAAACUAUCUCAGCAACAUCAGUGAUUGGGUCGAUAGUCUUCCCCGAGAGCUCGCUGAGCGUUACUCUCCAUCCAUAGGGAGGCGCGACAUCACGAUCGGUCCACUCGUGCACAUUCCGCAGCUCGCCUGCCCCGGCAACGCUGCUGACGAGGGCGGUACCGGAAACAUCUCCUCGUGUCCCGUGUGCGGCGAUAAUAGCGACGCCGACUCACAGGAGCCCGACAAACGCUGGCUCGGGAUACGAGACGACACUGUUUGCGAGCUCGAGGAAUACAUCGGCACGGACGACCAGAUCUCGUGCAACUAUGCCUCGAGCACUUCGAAGCGGACCAUCAUAGGUGUCUGGGACGGCGUCGCCAACGAGACAGUGACAGUUCUCGAGAAGCGCGUUGCCGAGAAGUCCGUGGGCGCCCUCGGGUAUGAGAUAUUUUUCGGCCAAUACGACGAAUGUAGCGACGCCAAGUCGUCCACCAUCGACAGGAACUACGUCUUCCAGAACAGCAAUGCUGCGUGUCUGGCGGACGUCGUAAAGCUGACCAACUCGGUCGUGAACCAGCGGAUGCCAGGUCUCCAGCUAGAGACUGAUCAUGUCUACGAGGCGCAGACGUUGGCUGCCUUCAUCGUCUGGCUGGCCGACAACGCCGCCCUCGGCACCUACCAGAAGCCAACAGCCGCAUGGGUGAUAGAGGUGAUCCUCGGACAAGGCGCCAACGGGUUUUUGCUCGUGUCCCCGGGGAACAACGGCUUGCGCACGCCGACUAACGGCGACCCGGUGCAGACGGUCAUGGCAUACGGCUUCGGCCGCUCCGACGGCGUCAUCGGGAACACGCGGCUGACCAAGGCCCGGGGCCAGCAAAGCCUCGCGCUGAUCCUCAAGGCGAUCAACGGCGCCAAGAACGUGUGGUUCGGCGGCGGCGCGCCCAACACGGUCUCGCAGAACGACAGGACGGUCAGCGCCGGGCGGCAGCGCAUCCGCAACGCGGCCUCGCCCUUCAAGUACCUCAACUACCAGCCCACCGACGGCUCGGAGGCCGUGUGGAACAAGUGGAUGCGCGUGUCCAACUGGAUCGACCUGGUCUGCUCCGUCUUCGACGCCCAGUACCCCUGGGGCCAGGCCAGAUACGCCGGCGAGCCGACCAACACGGCGGGCACGCCCAGCCUACGCGCCCUGUACGCCUACUUCAUCGACGCGCACCUGGCAUCCAUCGAGGCCACGGCGCGGCAGUGGGCCACGACGGCCAACAAUGACUUCAACACGUUCUACCCGCCGAGCAGCCCCAACGAGCAGAGCUGGGUGAACGCGGCGUUUGGAGCCAGCGGCUUCGCCACGGCGAAUGCGCUGCGGUUCCCGCGGCCGGGCGGGACAGGCCCGUCGCCGUAUGGAGCAUACGCAAACCAGCAGUUCACGCUGAACGGUGGUGGACAGCAAGUCAAUCUGGGGAAUCCUGGAGCAGUCUGA
Messenger RNA from Phaeoacremonium minimum UCRPA7, 4560 nucleotides. Its product is annotated as putative glycosyl hydrolases family 18 protein. The transcript has 7 exons. The record is from RefSeq and is a predicted model, not a curated record. Gene Ontology annotation, molecular function: hydrolase activity, hydrolyzing O-glycosyl compounds; chitin binding. Gene Ontology annotation, biological process: carbohydrate metabolic process. Bases 1 to 4560 code for a protein of 1519 amino acids. NCBI's taxonomy places the organism in Eukaryota, Fungi, Ascomycota, Sordariomycetes, Togniniales, Togniniaceae.